CACCCCCAAAGCAGACGCGACAAAGAAAAUGGGUAUCCCCAUCAACUUCGGGUCGCCUCCUCCGUCCUUCAGUCCGACUCAAUCUGCCAUGCCCUCCUGGCCCAGUCAUCCUUCUCCGACCUCUUCCUCUUCCCCGGAGCAUUAUGGCCACCACAGCAACAGCACCCAACCUCCUCCUCCUUCCACAGGGGGUUCCUCCUCUUCUGCCUCCACUGGUGUGAGAUCGAUCACUUCCACAGCAGCGAUCGAUACCACCACCAGAACCAGAACCAGCCUCACAACUACCACAGCUAGCCGGGCAGUUGCCCGUCCACACCCAGAACGGCGCAGAAUCAGCCGUGUCCCCGCCUUCACGACCACUUCCUCAUCUCCACCCGACAAUCACAGCAAUCCAACCGGAUCAGGGUCACCGCAAGCAGCAGCAGCAGCAGCAGGCUCAGGAGCCAAUAUCGAUCCCACCUCUGCGUCAACCUACCCUUCUACCAAUACCAUAACACCAUCACCACCAGCCUCACAAGGACCCCACCCAGUCUGGCAUCCUUCCUCUUCACUCCUCACACUAUACCUUACUCGCCCGUCUCCACAUUCUCCUCUAGUAGCACCAUCACAUCACCCCUCUCAAGGACCCAGUUCAUUAUGGAGCCGCCGCCUCAUAAACACCAACCACAUCGACAACCAACACCGCCUCGAUUCCCAAGGGAGAACUGUAUACAAUACUAACAGAUACAACCACGAUGACUAUCACCAUCAACAUCGUCCAUACCACGACCAACCAUACAUGCCUAACGGACCCUCCACAAACUCCACCCUCCCCUCCACAACAACGAUACUGGACGAAUAUAACACCAACGUUCACUCGAACGAUACCUCUCUUCCAUCCUUCCUCCAGGGUCUUCCCUCAAGCGCGCGCGCCAUCGUCCGAGCACAUCCGAUCUACCAAGGCGCCAUCCACAUCUAUCCAGAGAACCACGAGCCCAUUUACAUGUAUGGCCGACCCAUCCUCUCCUCUCCCUCCUCGGCCUCGUAAUACUUUUGUAAAAAGAAAAAAGAACAAAAGAAAUCUCGGUCAAUAGUAGUAAUAAUAAUAAAAAAAUCA
This is a messenger RNA of Gamsiella multidivaricata, 1096 nucleotides long. RefSeq lists its product as uncharacterized. NCBI's taxonomy places the organism in Eukaryota, Fungi, Mortierellomycota, Mortierellomycetes, Mortierellales, Mortierellaceae. The coding region runs from base 29 to 1027 and encodes 332 amino acids. The transcript has a single exon. The record is from RefSeq and is a predicted model, not a curated record.